Molecule: messenger RNA, 1057 nt
Organism: Aspergillus wentii DTO 134E9
Lineage: Eukaryota; Fungi; Ascomycota; Eurotiomycetes; Eurotiales; Aspergillaceae
Product: SDR family oxidoreductase
Exons: 3
Coding region: 125-1018 (297 amino acids)
Source: RefSeq, a predicted model, not a curated record
CUGAUGCCACAUGGCAGGCUGCCGGUGGACUGUCGAAUGCUGCUGUUGGAACAUUCCAGAUAUAACUGGGGAUUAUUUAAAUUGAGCAAGAAUCUGCUGUUAUCUUGCAAAUCACUCCAUCAUCAUGACUGCACAACUGACUUGGCUGGUGACUGGCUGCUCCUCGGGCCUGGGCGAGGCUUUUGUCCACGCCAUUCUUAAUAAAGGCGACCAAGUCAUUGCUACAGCACGGCCAGGCAAAGAUGGCAGUGGCGCAGAACGCCUCUCUGCCCUGAAAGACGCUGGAGCAGCUGUGAUGGAGUUGGAUGUCACUGCACCGCAAGAAGAGCUCAACCAGAAAGCCCAAGAGGCAUGGGAAAUAUACGGAAAAGUCGACGUGCUCGUCAACAAUGCUGGGUAUAUCGAGGCUGGGGUUUUGGAAGAGCUCGACGAGGAAACACUCACCCGAUGUCUCCGUGUGAAUACACUCGGUCCAUUGAAUCUGACACGCGCCUUUCUGCCUUUGAUGCGGGCUCGACAGACCGGCACUCUGCUCUUCGUCGGCUCGAUCGGACCUUACUUUGGCGCCCACGGAGCCUCGUCGUACGUUGGAUCCAAAGGGCUCCUCGAAGGAAUCGUGCCCAAUCUGGCCCUGGAAGUCGCUCCCUUUGGCCUGCGCACGUCGAUCCUGACUUUUGGCCACUUCCGCACGGCCGUCAUGGCACCGGGUGUCAUCCAGUACCGUGCUCCUCGCCAGCUGCCCGAAUAUGCCGAGAUGAACAAGCUCAUCAGCGGCGGAUGUGCGGCCACCAAUGGCAACCAGCCCGGCGAUCCUCGAAAGGGCUGCGAACUGGUCGUUGACGCCGUCAGGGGCGAGGGCAGAUGUGCCGGGAAAGAGUUGCCGCUACGACUGCCCAUUGGGGCUGAUGCAUUGCAGUGUAUCCGACAGAGCUGCGAGGAGAGAAUGCAGAUCUGCGAUGAGUGGGAUGGAAUUGCAUCGCAGACUGACUUUGACGAUCUGACUGCGGAUGCUAAAUAAACCAGUUCUAUCGAAGGAUAUUUGGGUAUAUAUUUUAUC